AUGCAGAAAGCCCGGGGGACCCGGGGAGAAUCUGUCAGCCCAAGGGCACCCCCCAGCCCAGGUGUGCCCCCAAAGAGGGCCAAGGUGGGGACUGGGGCUGGAGCUAGGACUGGGGCUGGAAUUGGGGCCCGGGGAACAACAGCGGGAGCCCCAGUCUUCCUUCGGCAGCUGAAGAACACAGCAGUUUUCUCUGGCCGGGAUGUGAGGCUGCAGGUGGCGGUGAGUGGGACACCCCAGCCUGCCCUCAACUGGUUCCGAGGUGGGGAACCCCUUCCUGAUCCAUCCCCAGACCCCAGCUGCCUUUGGCUCCGUGGCUGCAGGGCCCAGGAUGCAGGAGCAUACACCUGUACCGCCAGGAACGAGCAGGGAGAGGCUUCCUGUACCGGGGUCCUGACCGUGCUGGAAAUGGAAGUUUUCCGCUCCUGCAGAAAGCAAAGUUACGACUCGGAGACCGGUGAAGAUGAUAUCAGUGAUGCUCAAGGGACACAGCGCCUGGAACUACAAGAUGAUGGGGCCUUCAGCACUCCCACAGGGGGUUCAGACACCCUGGUGGGCUCCUCCCUUGACACCCCUCCGACCUCCGUGACGGGUACCUCUGAAGAGCAGGCGAGCUGGUGGGGCAGCGGGCAGACGGUGUUGGAGCAGGAGGCGGGCGGCAACGGUGGUGGCGGUACUUCCCGCCGGCUCCCAGGCAGCCCAAGGCAAGCACAGGCAGCCGGGGCCGGGGCCGGGCCGCGGCACCUGGGGGUGGAGCCGCUGGUGCGGGCAUCUCGUGCUAAUCUGGUGGGCACAAGCUGGGGGUCAGAGGAUAGCCUUUCGGUGGCCAGUGACCUGUACGGCAGCGCGUUCAGCCUGUACAGAGGACGAGCUCUCUCCAUACACGUCAGUGUGCCACAGGGUGGGCUUCGAAGAGAGGACCCCGACCCUCAGCCCCAGACUGCCAGUGAGGCUCCAAGAAGGCCUGCCCAACCACCUCCUUCCAAAUCAGCUCUGCUCCCGCCACCCUCCCCAAGGGUGGGGAAACGGCCUCCUCCUGGGCCUGCUACGCAGCCCCCUGCCAUCCCCACCUUGCCCCACAGGAAGCCUCAGGAACCAGGGCCCCUGGAAGAGUUGGAAGAGAAGAGGGGGAAGAAGCCCAAGUCAUCAGGGCCCUCGCUGGCGGGCACCCUGGAGUCUCGCUCCCAGACACCUGUGAGUGAAGCUUCGGGCCGCCUUUCUGGGGUGCGCUGCUCCCCGCGGUUGGUGCGAGCUGGCUCCCGGAUCUUAGACAAGCUGCAGUUCUUUGAGGAGCGUCGGCGUAGCCUGGAGAAGAGUGAUUCCCCGGUUCCUCUGAGGGCAUGGGUUCCCUUGAGGAAGGCACGGUCCCUGGAUCAGCCAAAGGCCGAAGGCGGGCAGUGGGACACACCGGGGACCUCAAGGGAAGAGUUACGAGGCGAGCUAGGCACUGUGGCAGAGAGGCGCUGGGCAUUUCGGCAGAAGGCAGCCUCGCUGGAUGAGCGGGUCCGGCUGCGUAGCCCCAGCCCGUCCUCUGACCUCGAGCUCCGCUUUGCCCAGGAGCUGGGGCGCAUCCGCCGCUCAGCCUCCAGGGAAGAAUUAGUUCGAUCUCACGAGUCUCUGCGGUCCACGUUGCAGAGGGCCCCAUCUCCCCGGGACCCAGCCGAGCCUCCCCUCUUCUCUAGCCCCUCUACCCCAAAGACUCCCCCACCAGAGAGCACCUCCACUAUCCAGCAGCUGGCCCUGAGCAGCGUGGGGAAGGUUGGAGAGGAAGCAACAGGAAAAGGGUCCAGUGUGGCCAGAGGCCGAGGGCUGGCAGGCAGGACAGAACUUGGUGAAGGCCACCAGCAGGAGGUUCGUCGGAGAGAACAGUUCCCACUUACUCGGGGGAGGGCUAUUCAGGAAUCCAGGAGCCCCGAGCCCCCUGAGCCCAGGACAAAAGCACAUCUAGGCAGGAAGCGUGAUCCCCCCAUGCAAGCUGUACGCUUCUUACCCUGGGCCAUGCCUGAGCCAGAGGGGACUGCCAUCCCCCCAAACCUGGAAAAGAACCAGCCUGGGCCUGAAGCAGAGAAGAGAUUACGAAGAGGCCCAGAGGAGGAUGGACCCUGGGGGGCCUGGGAUCGGCGAGUGCCCCGUAGCAAGGGCAAAGGUCAUCAUCGGACACGGCCUACCUCACCUGACCUUGAAUCCUCGGAUGACUCCUAUGUCUCAGCUGGAGAGGAGCCCUUGGAAGCGCCUGUCUUUGAGAUACCGUUGCAAAGUGUGGUGGUGGCUCCAGGGUUCGACACGAUGCUCAAAUGUAUUGUCACAGCCAACCCCCCAGCCCAAGUGUCUUGGCAAAAAGAUGGCACAACCCUCCAGAACAAUGAGCGGGUCCUCAUCCGGGCUGAAGGCGAGCGGCACACUCUGUUGCUGCAGGAAGCCCAGUUAGCUGAUGCUGGUCACUACACCGUCACCGCCACCAAUGAGUUGGGCCAGGCCAGCUGCAAAGCCUUGCUCUCUGUUGAACCUGGAGGGGCCACAUCCCCUUUCAGCAGCCCCAUCACAUCAGAUGAAGAGUAUCUGAGCCCUCCUGAGGAGUUCCCAGAACCAGAAGAGGCCUGGCACAGAACUUCUGCCAUGAAGCUCAGCCCCAGCCAGACUCAAAGCACCCCAGAUACCAGCUCCAGGGCUCCCCCCAUCUUCAAGGUUUCACUCAUGGACCAGUCAGUAAGGGAGGGCCAGGAUGUGACCAUGAGCAUCCGAGUGCAGGGGGAGCCCAAACCUGUUGUCUCCUGGCUUCGGAAUCACCAGCCUGUACGCCCGGACCAAAGACGCUUUGCUGAGGAGGCAGAAGGUGGCUUGUGUCGGCUUCGUAUCCUGGCAGCGGAACGUGGAGAUGCUGGCUUCUAUACCUGCAAGGCAGUGAAUGAAUAUGGCACCCGGCAGUGUGAGGCCAGACUGGAGGUCAGAGAUGAACUGACCUGCAGUGCCCGACUGACUGUUCGGCCCUCACUGGCACCAUUGUUCACAAGGAUGUUGGAGGAUGUGGAAGUGUUGGAGGGCCGUGGAGCUCGGUUUGACUGCAAGAUCAGUGGCUUGCCACCCCCCACCAUCACCUGGACUCAUUUUGGCAACCCUGUGGAGGAGAAUGAGAAUGUGAAACUGCGGCAUGAAGGGGGCCUUCAUUCCCUGCUCAUAGCCCACGUGGGCAGUGAGGAUGAAGGUCUGUAUGAAGUCAAUGCCACCAACAUUCAUGGACAGGCCAACUGCUCUGCCCAGCUCUACGUGGAAGAGCCUCGCUCAUCCACCUCAGGUCCCAGCUCCAAGUUGGAGAAGAUGCCUUCGAUCCCUGAGGAGCCUGAGCAGGGAGAGCUGGAGCGGCUGUCUAUGCCCGAUUUCCUCAGGCCGCUGAUGGACCUGGAGGUGGGACUGGCCAAGGAGGCAGUGCUGGAGUGCCAGGUGGCUGGACUGCCCUACCCCACCAUCAGUUGGUUCCACAGUGGCCAGCGCAUCCAGAGUUCGGAUGAUCGUCGAAUGACGCAGUACAGGGAUGUACAUCGACUGGUGUUCCCAAUGGUGGGGCCACAACAUGCUGGUGUCUACAAGAGCGUCAUCGCUAACAAGUUGGGCAAGGCUGCCUGUUACGCCCACCUCUAUGUCACAGAUUUAGUGCCUGGUCCUCCUGAUGGGCCCCCACAGGUGGUGACUGUGACUGGGAGAAUGGUUAUGCUCAAAUGGAACCCUCCCAGAAGUGUCGACAUGGCCAUUGAUCCAGACACUCUGACUUACACAGUUCAACACCAAGUGGUAGGUUCAGGCCAAUGGACGGCUCUGGCCACGGGCCUCCGGGAGCCAAGCUGGGCAGCCAUGGGGCUGCGCAAGGGGGCACAACACAUCUUCCGAGUCCUCAGCACCACAGUCAAGAGCAGCAGUAAGCCUUCCCCAGCUUCUGAACCCGUGCAGCUCUUGGAACGGGGCCCAGUUCUAGAAGAAGCCCCUGUUGUGCUGGACAAGCCAGAUGUGGUGUAUGUGGUAGAGGGGCAGCCGGUCAGUGUCACUGUCACCUUCAACCACGUGGAAGCCCAAGUCAUCUGGAGGAGCUGUCGAGGGGCACUGUUGGAGGCACGUGCAGGAAUGUAUGAGCUGAGCCAACCAGAUGAUGACCAGUAUUGUCUGCGCAUUUGCCAUGUUAAUCGACGAGAUGUGGGGCCCCUCAGCUGUACAGCACGAAACCGGCAUGGCACCCAGGCUUGCUCCAUCACCCUGGAACUCGCAGAGGCGCCUCGGUUUGAGUCCAUCAUGGAAGAUGUGGAGGUUGGAUCUGGAGAGACGGCUCGUUUUGCCGUUGUGGUAGAAGGGAAGCCGCUGCCAGACAUUAUGUGGUACAAGGAGGAGGCCCUGUUGGAGGAGAGCAGCCACGUGAGCUUUGUGUACGAGGAGAGUGAGUGCUCCUUGGUCGUGCUGAGCACGGGACCCCAAGAUGGCGGCGUCUAUACCUGCACAGCUCGCAACCUUGCAGGGGAGGUAUCUUGCAAGGCUGAGCUUGCCAUUCGAACAGCUCAGACAUCCAUGGAGAUUGAAGGAGGAGGGGGAGAUGAAGAUCUUCGGGGACGGAGGCUUAGUGACUUUUAUGAUAUCCAUCAGGAGAUCGGCAGAGGUGCCUUCUCCUACCUUCGUCGGGUGGUGGAGCGGAGUUCUGGCCUCGAGUUUGCUGCCAAGUUCAUCCCGAGCCAGGCCAAACCAAAGGCAUCUGCACGGCGGGAGGCCGGGCUACUGGCCAGGCUCCAGCAUGACUGUGUCAUCUACUUCCAUGAAGCCUUUGAGAGGCGACGGGGACUUGUUAUUGUCACUGAACUCUGCACAGAAGAGCUUCUAGAAAGAAUGGCCAGGAAACCAACCGUGUGUGAGUCUGAGAUCCGGGCCUAUGUGAGGCAGGUGUUGGAGGGGCUUGCUUACCUUCACCAGAGCCGGGUGCUGCACCUGGAUAUCAAGCCGGAGAACCUGCUGGUGUGGGAUAGGGCCGGGGGCAUGGAGCAAGUGCGAAUCUGUGACUUCGGCAAUGCCCAGGAGCUGACCCCAGAGGAGCCCCAGUACUGCCAAUAUGGCACCCCUGAAUUUGUGGGGCCAGAGAUUGUCAACCAGACCCCUGUGUCCAGAGUCACUGAUGUCUGGCCUGUGGGUGUUGUUGCAUUCCUCUGUCUGACUGGGAUCUCGCCCUUUGUUGGGGAGAAUGACCGGACGACAUUGAUGAACAUCCACAACUACAACGUGGCCUUUGAGGAAACAACGUUCCUCAGCCUGAGCAGAGAGGCCCGGGGCUUCCUCAUUCGAGUUCUGGUUCGAGAUCGGCUGCGACCCACAGCCGAGGAAACCUUGGAGCACCCUUGGUUUAAGGCAACAGCAAAGGGUGCAGAUAUCAGCACUGAUCACCUGAAGCUGUUCCUGUCCCGAAGGAGGUGGCAGCGUUCCCAGAUCAGCUACAAGUGCCAUCUGGUGCUGCGCCCGAUCCCAGAAUUGCUGCGGGCUCCCCCUGAGCGGGUGUGGGUGGCAGUGCCUCGGCGCCCACCCCCAGGGGGUCUUUCAUCUUCCUCAGACUCAGAAGAGGAGGAACUGGAGGAAUUGCCCUCCGUGCCUCGGCCGCUGCUGCCCGAGUUCUCUGGCUCACGAGUCUCUCUCACUGACAUCCCCACUGAGGAUGAUGCCCCUGGGGCUCCUGACGCUAGGGAUUCCACCCCCAUGGACUGGCAGGAUCAGGGUGGGCCCCCCGCAGGAGACGGUAGUGCUCCCGGCUCUCAGGCUCUCCCCACCCCAGGCCCCCAGCCCCCAGAGGUGGCUGCUCCCCGCCGGGGGGAGCUUCGUAGGGGUAGCUCAGCAGAGAGCGCCUUGCCCGGGGCAGGGCUGCGGGAGCCGGGACGGGGGCUGCAGAAGGCAGCCUCAGUAGACCUGCCCCAGCGCCGCAGCCCUAGCCCGGGGGCUGCCCACCUGGCGAGGGGGGGCCUGGGCGAGGGAGAGUAUGCCCAGAGGCUCCAGGCCCUGCGACAGAGGCUCCUUCGGGUGGGUCCUGAAGAUGGCAAGGUUAGCGGCCUCAGGGGACCUCUGCUAGAGAGCCUGGGGGGUGGAGGAAGGGCCCGUGAUCCCCGGAUGGCACGGGCUGCCUCCAGUGAGGCAGCCCCCCAACACCCACUGCCCCCUGAGGCCCGCAGCCUUCAGAAAAGCAGCAGUUUUUCCCAGGGAGAGGCAGAACCCAGGGGGAGGCACCGACGGGCAGGAGCCCCGCUGGAGAUUCCUGUAGCCCGACUCGGGGCCCGGAGGUUACAGGAGUCACCUUCCCUGUCUGCCCUCAGUGAAGCCCAGCCUCAUAGCCCCGCCAAACCCAUCCCUGCCAAGCUAUCUCCUACAAAACCUGUUUCCCCAGGACCCACUGAGCAUCCCUUGGCUUCCUCCAGGGGCUCUCCCCGGCCAGGGCCCCCCAAGACCGCUCGAGAAGAGCAAGUGCCUAAGCCAGGACCUUCCAGGUCCUCAGAACCCCCAAAGGCAGCUGUGGUCUCCCCGGUCCCAGAGACCCCCCUCACCCCCUAUGCCCAGAUCAUGCAAUCUCUCCAACUGCCUGGUGCCCCGAAGAUCAUCUUGGGCCCUCCUCCCGAGCCUAAGCCCCACGCGGCUGUCUUUGCCAAGGUGGCUUCUCCACACCCCGGGAAGCAAGGGCUGGGAGUCAAGGGGCUUGCUUCUCCUUCUGGGGAGAAGACAGUGGUUCCCUCAAGGCCCACUGGCUCAGACAGGAGCUUAAGCAGCAUUGAAAAUCUGGACUCAGAGGAAGUGUUUGAAGCUAAAUUCAAGAAAAGCCGCCAGUCUCCCCUGGCUCGGAGACUGAGGAUGCUGAGUCGCUCUCAAUCCGAGGAGCGGGGCCUUUCCCGGGGAUUAGAGGAGGAAGAUGGCAUGUACAGGCCCAGCCCAGCUGGGACCCCGCUGGAGCUAGUGAAGCGACCUGAGCGGUCCCGUUCUGUGCAGGACCUUCGUGGGCCUGGGGAGCUGGGGCUGGUACGACGCCUCUCCCUGUCUCUGUCCCAGAGGCUUCGCCGGACACCCCCCUCCCAGCGUCACCCAUCCUGGGGGUCUCCCCGGGCUGGGGAUGGCGAGAGCUCAGAGGGGGGUGACUCAGCCAGGGGUUCCCCGGUGCUGGCUGUUCGGAGGAAGCUUAGCGCCACCCUGGAGCGACUCUCGGGCCGUCUGCACCGGAGUGGCAGCAGCGAGGAGUCAGGAGGUCGGGCUGGGGGGAGCAUUCCACUGCUGGGCCAGCUGCGCCGAGCGACAUCCGAGGGGGAGAGCCUGCGACGCCUCGGCCUGCCCCACAACCAGCUGUUGGCCCAAGCGGGCACAGCCACACCCUCAGCAGAGUCACUGGGUUCUGAGGCUAGCGCUACCUCAGCCUCUUCAGGUCCUGGGGAAGGCCGGACUCGGUCCCGCUGGGAUCGCUGGGGCCUGUCAAGGUCACGGAAGGACAAAGGGUCAUCGCAGCCUAACCUCCCAUCCAGUGUCCAGGAGGAUUCCACUUUGGGCUACCAAUAUGUGCGCAGCGAGUCAGACUUUCCUCCUGUCUUUCAUAUCAAGCUGAAGGACCAGGUGCUGCUGGAGGGUGAGGCAGCCACCCUCCUGUGCCUCCCAGCAGCCUGCCCCGCACCCCACAUAUCCUGGACAAAAGACAAACAGUCCCUUCGGUCAGAACCGUCAGUCACUAUAGUAUCCUGCAAAGAUGGACGGCAGCUGCUGACCAUCCCUCGUGCUGGGAAGAGCCAUGCUGGGCUGUAUGAGUGUUCCGCCCGCAAUGCCUUGGGCAGUGCUACCAGCUCCUGCACGCUGGCUGUGGCCCGCCUUCCAGGCAAGCUGGCUCCCCCUGAAGUGCCCCAGAAAUACCAAGAUACAGCAUUGGUGGUGUGGAAGCCUGGAGACAGUCGAGCACCUUGCACGUACACGUUAGAGCGACGUAUUGAUGGGGAAUCCAUAUGGCACUGUGUGAGCUCAGGCAUCGCUGACUGCUACUACAACGUGACCCAGCUGCCACCGGGCAUGAGUGUGAGGUUUCGAGUGGCCUGCGCCAAUCGAGCUGGGCAGGGCCCCUUCAGCAAUGCGUCAGAGAGGGUCCUUGUUGGGAAAGCCACAGAUACCCCAGUUUUGAAAUCUACCACUCAACAAGAAAUCCCUGUUACCUCAGUGCCAGCUGGAACCCCCAUUCCUUCCACUCCUACCUCACCUAUCUCUCCCCCAGCCCCAACCUCAGACGCCCCAACCCCAGUGUCUUCAGCCCCGGCCUCCCCAGCUGCAGCGUCUCCAGCCCCGGGCUCCCCAGUUCCAGCCACACCAGCCCCUGCCACCUUAGCUCCAUCCUCUUCAGUCUCUCCAGUCCCAGUUCCUGAGCCCACGUCUACCUUGGCUCUAGCCUCCCCACAGUCUUUUCCUCCAGCCCCAGCCUCCCCAUCUCUCCCAGUGCCCCUCAACCAGGUCCAGUCUCACCUCAAGGCUGUUGGCCCACCUCCCCCAACUCCUCCGAGAAAGCACAGGGGUGUGCUGGCUGCACGGCAAGCAUCCCUCAGUGAUCAACCCCCGCCUAGCAGGCCUGAGUCUCUUGCCUCCAACACAAAAGCCCCAUCCCCUAGCACCCCAGAGAGUAAACCAACCUCCUCCCCAGCCCCUAUGUAUAUGGUGACUUCUUUUGUGUCAGAACCCACUGUCCCUGAGCCCCAAGCCCCUGAUCCUACCCCCAGCCCCACUAAGGUGAUCGUGAGCAGCCUUAGCCCAGCCAAGGACAGGGUCAGCUCUCCAGGAAGUGGACCCCCCAGCUCUCCUGGCCCUGAGGGCACCACACUUCGUCAGGGACCUCCCCAGAAACCCUACACCUUCCUGGAGGAAAAGGCCAGGGGUCGUUUUGGUGUGGUGAGGGCUUGCCGGGAGAACGCCACAGGCCGGUCAUUCGUGGCUAAGAUCAUCCCCUAUGUGGCAGAGGGGAAGCAGCGGGUGCUUCAGGAGUAUGAAGUAUUACGCUCUCUACACCAUGAGAGGCUCAUGUCCCUGCACGAGGCAUACAUCACCCCCCGCUACCUUGUGCUCAUCGCGGAGAGCUGUGGGAACCGUGAGCUUCUCUGCGGACUCAGUGAACGGUUUCGGUACUCCGAGGACGAUGUGGCCACGUAUGCGGUCCAGCUGCUGCAGGGCCUGGAGUACCUGCACGACCACCACGUGCUGCACUUGGAUAUCAAGCCCGACAACUUGCUGCUCACGCAUGACAACGCUCUCAAGAUUGUGGACUUCGGCAGUGCCCAGCCCUACAGCCCCCAGGCCCUGCAGCCCCUGGGGCACCGCACUGGCACGCUGGAGUACAUGGCUCCUGAGAUGGUGAAAGGUGAACCCAUUGGCUCUGCUACAGACAUCUGGGGUGUUGGUGUGCUCACCUACAUCAUGCUUAGUGGACGCUCCCCAUUUUAUGAGCCAGAUCCCCGGGAGACAGAGGCCCGGAUUGUUGGGGGCCGCUUUGAUGCCUUCCUGCUGUACCCCAAUACCUCCCAGAGUGCUGCCCUCUUUUUGCGCAAGGUCCUUUCUGUCCACCCCUGGAGCCGCCCUUCACUGCAGGACUGCUUGGCACACCCCUGGCUUCAGGACGCCUACCUGAUGAAGCUUCGGCGCCAGACAUUGACUUUUACCACCAAUAGGCUGAAGGAGUUCCUUGGGGAACAGAAACGCCGACGGGCAGAGACUGCCACCCGCCAUAAGGUGCUGCUACGCUCCUAUCCUGGCAGCCCUUAGCCUUCUGGACCCCAGAUCCCUGGCCUCCUGGACCUCAGACCCCCCAGCCUCCUGGACCCUGCACUCUGGGAUUCCUGCAAUCCAGCUCCUGGACUCCCCUGCCCUUGUACAUGGGACAUUCCAGGGGCUUAUGGCAGCACUGGGGUAGGGUGGGGGAAGGCAGAGAGGCCAAAGGGGACUGGAUACCACCAGCAACAGCCAGCCAGGUGGCAUUACCUCAUGGACCCAUGGGCAACGGGAGCCCCAGGGAUAGCAUAAGUCCCCCCUGGGGUACAACAAGCUUCAACCAGGCUGAAGGACUGAAGGCUGGGGGAGAUGAGGGAAUAAAGGAA
Molecule: messenger RNA, 10103 nt
Organism: Vombatus ursinus (common wombat)
Lineage: Eukaryota; Metazoa; Chordata; Mammalia; Diprotodontia; Vombatidae
Gene: SPEG
Product: striated muscle enriched protein kinase
Exons: 41
Coding region: 1-9771 (3256 amino acids)
Biological process (GO): protein phosphorylation
Molecular function (GO): protein kinase activity; ATP binding; protein binding
Source: RefSeq, a predicted model, not a curated record